Phytomonas sp. Hart1 is the source of this 525-nucleotide messenger RNA. NCBI's taxonomy places the organism in Eukaryota, Euglenozoa, Kinetoplastea, Trypanosomatida, Trypanosomatidae. The record is from the annotation of a GenBank genome assembly.
GCUAGCCGAGGUUUGGUUAUUUUUGAGAAAUCCCGACAUGUCUCACCACAUUAAGAUCCGCGACCUGCGGGACCGGAGCAAGGAUGAGCUGAUCAAGCAGCUGACGGACUUCAAGAAGGAGCUCUCGCAGCUCCGCGUGGCCCAGCAGACCGGCGCGGCGGAGUCCCGCUUCGGCCGGAUUAAGCCCAUUCGCAAGAGCAUCGCGCGCAUCCUCACCGUGCUCAACCGGAAUGAGCGCGUGAGCCUCCGCAAGUUCUACGCGGACAAGAAGCUCCGCGCGAAGACGCCGAAGAAGCUGCUGCCGAAGCUCACCCACCGCCGCCGCCUCGCCCUCAAGGACGGCGAGCGAAACCGCAAGACGCGCCACCAACUCCGCAUGGCCCACCGCUUCCCCAAGCGCGUCUACGCCGUCAAACUCUAAGGCGGCGCCGAAUGGAUUUUAUGGGAAACCCUAUUGGCAGCUUUUAUGAGUAUUAUUUCAUCCUUUGUUUUGGGGUUGUUGCACCUUUAGAGGUGCAAUAAUGA